AUGGCGGCGGCUGGCCCGGACAGGCGUGUCAACCUCGCGGUUGCCAAAAUCAUUCCUCCCAUCCUGUUAGGCAUCGUGAUUUACGCCUGCUACGCUGUCACCAAGCAACUAUGCAUCGAUUAUCUGAUUGAUCCUAUCCCGCACCAUUACAAUCGAAGUCCCCGGGUCGGCGCUGGUGCCGCUAUUAUCGCCGUUUUCUAUGUAUUGCUCAUACCGGUACUCGUAACUUACUUGCGGCUCUUUUACAAUGUCGCCUGGAACCCCGGCUUCCUUCCGCGGGGCGCGCCGUCCAUUGAGGAUCAGGACGAUAAUGGUUCCCGAUCUUCGAACCGACAUCAUCGCAAACACCGGAGGAGGAGGAGCAGUCGGUCACGCGGGAGGACAACUGAGAAGACCGACAGAAAUGACAUGGACCCGGAUGUCGAAGGGGGGUUGGAUUAUGCCGCUGGGGGGAAGGCGUAUCCCCUGAACACGGGGGGCCUUGAGAGUUUCUACACCAAGGACGUGUUUAUCUGUCAGCCCGAUGGGAGGCCGUCAUAUUGUUCUACCUGUUGCCAAUUCAAGACGGACAGAGCGCAUCAUUGUCGCGAAGUAGACCGAUGUGUCCGUAAGAUGGACCACUUUUGUCCUUGGGUUGGAGGUGUGGUCUCCGAGACAUCGUUCAAGUUCUUUAUUCAAUUCGUCUUUUACACGUUCAUAUUCUGUACAUUCGCUCUUAUUGUCUGCGCAGUGUUUACUGCUGAGUUGAAAAGAGAGGAAGGUCGAGCGAAUCCUCACUGGGCGGUUGGUAUUGGAUUGGGUGGCUUGUUUUGUUUAUUCACUUUUGGAAUGACUAUCAGCUCUCUUCAGCUUGCCAUGCUGAAUCUUUCAACGAUUGAGAACCUCAACCGUCGAUCUGCUGUUUGGACGUUGGCUAUCCGUAUACCGGACCAUAUUUUGAACAAGCUCAGCACACAGUGGGCUCCGACGUACCGUACUAUUACGUACCCCCUGCAGCCCGUCCCCUCAGGGCCACAGGCCGCUCCACCUCCGGCAGACCCGACGACCGGAGAGCGCCAUGUUUUUGCCAUUCUCCAGACAUUGCCUGGAGAGAAUCCGUUUGACUUGGGCAGUCCUCUCAGGAACCUUCAGCAAGUACUGGGAUACACCAUCUUCGACUGGCUGCUCCCACUCAAGCACAGUCCUUGCGCGGAUCAUGGCAGCCUAGAAAGCGCAUUCGUCCUUGGACCCGUCGUGACUCGUCUAAAAAAGGAAGCCGGUCUUGAGGCAUCUGCUGAAGGAGAGGGCUCUGAAUCAGGCAACAGACGAUCAAGGCAUCACCGAAAACGAGGGAAAAGCCGACGGCGUCACUAA
Molecule: messenger RNA, 1353 nt
Organism: Aspergillus glaucus CBS 516.65
Lineage: Eukaryota; Fungi; Ascomycota; Eurotiomycetes; Eurotiales; Aspergillaceae
Product: DHHC family palmitoyltransferase
Exons: 4
Coding region: 1-1353 (450 amino acids)
Biological process (GO): peptidyl-L-cysteine S-palmitoylation; protein targeting to membrane
Cellular component (GO): Golgi apparatus; endoplasmic reticulum
Molecular function (GO): protein-cysteine S-palmitoyltransferase activity
Source: RefSeq, a predicted model, not a curated record